AGAAAUAUUGAAAAGGAAAGCGCACAAGAAAAGAUCCCAACAAGAAUGCAACUCUCCUCUAUUUGUGCUAUACAGACAACACAACACUUCCACUCCCCACUUUUUCCAAAUCAUUGACACCAAGGACCAAAAUCCAUUUUCACACACAAAUAUGCAACCAACCAACUUAGUACUCUAUUAGUUGUACUUCAUUUCUUCAUUAAGUUCCCUUCACUAUUUCCACUUCUUUAAUUUCUCUCUAAAGAUCCUAUCUAUCUUUUUUCUUGAAUUUGGCUAAUUCUCUAGUUUUUGAGCCUGGUUGUUUAGCAUAUGGUUAUGGGUCAGUUCUGUUUUUGAGAAAGUGUGUUACUUUGAGGUGUAUCUAUAAUGGGCAAUUGCUGCUGUAGGGGGCAACCUUCAUACAGAGUCUCUUCUAAUGCAAAAUCUGAGUCUCCUAAGGAUGAAAGUCCAUCUCAAAAGGCAAGGAUGGAUCAUACAAAGAUGCCUUCAAAUCCUGAAGAAGUAGAAGACCUACGACGUAGUUCAGCUAAUAAUCCAUUGAUUGCGUUCUCCUUUGAUGAACUUAAGAUAAUGACCGGCAACUUUAGACAAGAUUACAUGCUUGGUGGAGGAGGAUUUGGAAAUGUUUAUAAAGGAUUUAUUACUGAAGAUUUGAGGGAAGGAUUCCAACCAAUUACCGUAGCUGUUAAGGUUCAUGAUGGAGAUAACAGUUAUCAGGGCCAUAGGGAAUGGCUGGCUGAAGUGAUAUUUCUGGGCCAACUUUCGCAUACAAAUUUAGUAAAGUUGAUCGGUUACUGCUGCGAAGCUGAUCAUCGGGUUCUUAUAUACGAGUACAUGGCUCGGGGAAGUGUUGAAAACAAUUUGUUCUCGAGAGUAUUGCUUCCUCUUCCAUGGUCCAUUAGAAUGAAGAUUGCCUUUGGCGCAGCUAAAGGACUUGCUUUUCUUCAUGAAGCUGAAAAACCUGUUAUCUAUCGAGAUUUUAAGACAUCUAAUAUCCUGUUAGAUCCGGACUACAAUGCAAAACUCUCUGAUUUUGGCCUAGCUAAAGAUGGACCAGUUGGAGACAAAUCUCAUGUUUCUACUCGCAUAAUGGGAACCUAUGGAUAUGCUGCCCCUGAAUAUAUUAUGACAGGUCAUUUGACUCCUAGGAGUGAUGUUUAUAGUUUUGGUGUUGUUCUUCUCGAGCUUCUCACGGGAAGAAAAUCACUUGACAAAACUAAACCAGCCCGAGAACAGAAUCUUACAGAUUGGGCUCUACCAUUGCUUAGAGAAAAGAAAAAAUUGCUCAAUAUUAUAGAUCCAAGACUUGAUGGAGAUUAUCCCAUAAAAGCUGUUCAUAAGGCUGCAAUGCUUGCUUAUCAUUGCCUAAAUCGCAAUCCAAAAGCACGACCUUUAAUGAGAGACAUAGUAGAUUCCUUAGAGCCUCUUCAGAUACCCGAUGAAGUUCCAACAAGUGAGAAGCUUACUUUGACUGUGAUUACUGAUACACCCAAUGGAGUUAUCAAAGAGAAGGUGCAAACUUCAACAUGAUUACAAGGUUUUCUAACUUCCCUAGCAUUAACAGAAUGAUCUGGUACAAUGUUUUACUUUCAUGUAAUACAAUACAAUGCUUGACUUUCUUGUAAUACAAAGAAACAGAGUUCUUAUUUGGUCUUUUAA
Molecule: messenger RNA, 1659 nt
Organism: Lycium ferocissimum
Lineage: Eukaryota; Viridiplantae; Streptophyta; Magnoliopsida; Solanales; Solanaceae
Product: probable serine/threonine-protein kinase PBL16
Exons: 6
Coding region: 367-1530 (387 amino acids)
Biological process (GO): protein phosphorylation
Molecular function (GO): protein kinase activity; ATP binding
Source: RefSeq, a predicted model, not a curated record